ACGUGAGGUGCUCUUCCUCCCUCCUGGGUCUCGCCCCCGGUCGCCCCUCCCACUGCAAUGCGCCCCCACCGGCUGUGCCCCGCCCUGGGCCCGCGGCCUGAGUCGGCCCUGGACCGCCCAUUGGCGAGCGCCGAGCACGCGGGGCGGUGGUUCUGAGUCCCGCGCGGGCGGGGCACACUGCUUGCUGAGCGCCAGGCUCAGCGCUGUCCCCGGACUUCUCGCCAUGGCCGACGACGUUUCCUCCGACCGCAAGGGUUCCUUUCGAAAGUUCCUGGAGCACCUCUCUGGGGCCGGCAAAGCCAUCGGCGUGCUGACCAGCGGCGGGGAUGCCCAAGGUAUGAAUGCUGCUGUCCGCGCUGUCGUGCGCAUGGGCAUCUACGUGGGGGCCAAGGUGUACUUCAUCUACGAGGGCUACCAGGGCAUGGUGGACGGCGGCAAUAACAUCGUCGAAGCCAACUGGGAAAGCGUCUCGAACAUUCUGCAAGUGGGAGGGACCAUCAUCGGCAGUGCUCGUUGCAAAGCCUUCCGCUCUCGUGAAGGCCGCUUGAAAGCCGCUCAGAACUUGGUUCAGCUUGGCAUCACCAACCUGUGUGUGAUCGGCGGAGAUGGAAGCCUCACUGGGGCCAACAUCUUCAGAAAGGAAUGGAACGGGCUGCUGGAAGAGCUGGCCCGCAAUGGCGAGAUCGACAAGGAGGCGGUGGAGAAGUACUCGCACCUCAAUGUCGUCGGCAUGGUGGGCUCCAUUGACAAUGACUUCUGUGGCACAGACAUGACUAUCGGCACGGACUCAGCCCUACACAGGAUCAUCGAGGUCAUCGAUGCCAUCAUGACAACUGCCCAGAGCCACCAGAGGACCUUUGUUCUCGAGGUUAUGGGGAGACACUGCGGGUAUCUCGCCCUGGUGAGUGCCUUGGCCUGUGGGGCAGACUGGGUGUUCCUCCCGGAGUCUCCACCGGAGGAAGGAUGGCAGGAAAACAUGUGUGUCAAGCUGUCAGAGAACCGUGCCCGGAAAAAAAGACUGAACAUCAUCAUUGUGGCUGAAGGAGCAAUCGACACCCAAAAUAGACCUAUUACAUCUGAGCAAAUCAAGGAGCUCGUGGUCACGCAGCUGGGGUAUGACACACGGGUGACCAUCCUUGGACAUGUGCAGAGGGGUGGGACCCCAUCAGCCUUCGACAGGAUUUUGGCCAGUCGCAUGGGGGUGGAGGCCGUCGUCGCCCUUCUCCAGGCCACCCCAGAGACCCCGGCCUGUGUUGUAUCACUAAAUGGGAACCAAGCCGUGCGCCUGCCCCUGGUGGAGUGUGUGCAAAUGACCCAGGAUGUGCAGAAAGCCAUGGAUGAGAGGAGGUUUAAGGAGGCCGUGCGACUCCGUGGAAGGAGCUUUGAGGGCAACCUGAACACCUAUAAGCGCCUCGCCAUCAAGCUGCCAGAUGAUCAGAUCCCAAAGAGCAACUGCAACGUGGGCAUCAUCAAUGUGGGCGCGCCAGCCGCCGGGAUGAAUGCAGCUGUGCGCUCAGCUGUGCGGGUGGGCAUCGCAGACGGACACAAGAUGUUCGCCAUCUACGACGGCUUCGAGGGCUUUGCCAAGGGCCAGAUAAAACAAAUCAGCUGGGCCGAUGUUGGAGGUUGGACCGGCCAAGGAGGCUCCAUUCUUGGGACAAAACGCACGCUGCCAGGGAAGUACCUGCAGGAAAUCGCUGCACAGAUGCGAGCCCACAGCCUCAACGCGCUGCUCAUCAUCGGCGGGUUUGAGGCCUACCUGGGGCUGCUGGAACUCUCCAAGGCCCGGGAGAAGCAAGAGGAGUUGUGUGUCCCCAUGGUUAUGGUUCCUGCCACGGUGUCCAACAACGUGCCAGGGUCCGAUUUCAGCAUUGGCGCCGAUACUGCUCUGAACACUAUCACUGACGCUUCUGAGGGCUCGUUCAUAUUCGCUGAGGCACGCAACACCUACCAGGAGUUUUGUGUCCCCAUUUGCAUCCUGCCUGCCACCAUUAGCAACAACAUCCCAGGCACGGAGCUGAGCAUGGGCUCAGUCACUGUCCUGAGCAUGACUGUGGAGACAUGCGACCGCAUCAAGCAGUCAGCCAGUGGGACCAAGCGCCGUGUGUUCAUCAUCGAGACCAUGGGGGGCUAUUGUGGCUACCUGGCCAACAUGGGGGGGCUUGCCGCUGGAGCUGAUGCUGCCUACAUCUUUGAAGAGCCCUUUGACAUCAGAGACCUGCAGGCCAACGUGGAGCACCUGACAGAAAAGAUGAAGACCACCAUCCAGAGGGGGCUUGUGCUCAGGAAUGAGAGCUGCAACGAGAACUACACCACUGACUUCAUCUACCAGCUCUACUCAGAGGAGGGCCGAGGGGUGUUCGACUGCCGGAAGAAUGUGCUGGGCCACAUGCAACAGGGUGGGGCGCCUUCUCCGUUUGAUAGAAACUUUGGAACCAAAAUAUCUGCCAAAGCCAUGGAGUGGAUCAGCAAGAAGCUGAAGCAAUCUCAGGGGAAAGGAAAAAGGUUUAUGACUGAUGAUUCCAUUUGUGUGCUGGGAAUAAGCAAAAGAAACAUUCUUUUCCAACCUGUGGCAGAGCUGAUGAAGCAGACAGACUUCGAGCACAGAAUUCCCAAAGAGCAGUGGUGGCUGAAGCUGCGGCCCCUCAUGAAGAUCCUGGCCAAGUACAAGGCCAGCUACGAGGUCUCCGACUCGAGCCAGCUGGAGCACGUGCACCUCCAGGGCCAAGAAGAGCCUGCUGCCAUCUAGACCUUGGCCCGCACUGCCAGCCAGUGAUGCCCCGCCUUCCUGUUUACUGCUGUUUUGUCACAUUUAAGUUAUUCAUGAGCACUUUAUGAGAGUUUUGUUGCCCUUAAUACCUAGUCCCAGGGCAUCGACCUGUGUCCUCACCCCACUGGAUCCCAAGACUCCAGCAAGAGUCUGCUGUCUCCCUCUUUAAAAUGUGUGCAUCCAGUGGAUUAAACAUUUAGCUAAAACUCCAA
Molecule: messenger RNA, 2982 nt
Organism: Manis pentadactyla (Chinese pangolin)
Lineage: Eukaryota; Metazoa; Chordata; Mammalia; Pholidota; Manidae
Gene: PFKP
Product: phosphofructokinase, platelet
Exons: 23
Coding region: 224-2749 (841 amino acids)
Biological process (GO): canonical glycolysis; fructose 1,6-bisphosphate metabolic process; fructose 6-phosphate metabolic process
Cellular component (GO): membrane; 6-phosphofructokinase complex; cytoplasm
Molecular function (GO): AMP binding; fructose-6-phosphate binding; 6-phosphofructokinase activity
Source: RefSeq, a predicted model, not a curated record